AUUCUCUUUUUUUCUCCCUUUUCCUCAAACAAAGUAAAGAAAGUCAUUAACCAUUAUGGUUUCUCGUACCAACGUCAUUUUUCUCUCUCUUUAUUUUAAAUAGCCGCACUUCGAGACAGACAAUGGGAUACAACAUCUAUCACUAGUUCCAAAGUAAGUUUUUUCAAGGUCAUUAUAGAAGAUUAGUUGAGGGAGAGAAGGAAGAGCAACUCAUUCACUGAGUUGUUCAUCAAGAACACCGUCUUCCUCGUAUAUUCUCAUGCUUUCUUUGAACUUUGGACUCUCAGUCGUAUCGUAGCUUCUUCUUCUUGUCAUCCAAGUUCCAUCACUUUCAUUACUACCUUAUUAUUUUGGUGGGUCUAUAUUAAGCAAGCACACUUGCACGUUAUGGAGGAGAGACCAGAAACAGAACUGAUAUCUAUACCGGCGACACCGAGGGUGUCAACGCCGGAGAUACUGACACCGUCGGGGCAGAGGUCACCAAGAGCGGCUUCAAAGGAAGGAAAAUCAUGGACCCCAACCUCGUUCAUAUCACCAAGGUUUCUGAGUCCAAUAGGUACACCAAUGAAGAGAGUGCUGGUAAACAUGAAGGGUUACUUGGAGGAGGUGGGACACCUUACCAAGCUCAACCCUCAAGAUGCUUGGCUUCCAAUCACAGAGUCUCGCAAUGGAAAUGCUCACUAUGCAGCAUUCCACAACCUCAACGCUGGUGUUGGAUUCCAGGCCCUCGUUUUGCCCGUUGCUUUUGCUUAUCUUGGCUGGAGUUGGGGAAUUCUUUCCUUAACCAUAGCCUAUUGUUGGCAACUUUACACGUUAUGGAUUUUGGUUCAGCUUCACGAAGCAGUUCCAGGUAAAAGAUACAACAGAUAUGUGGAGCUAGCACAAGCAGCAUUUGGGGAAAGACUAGGAGUCUGGCUUGCUCUGUUCCCGACAGUUUAUUUGUCAGCAGGAACUGCAACAGCUUUGAUUCUUAUCGGAGGGGAGACGAUGAAACUGUUCUUCCAAAUAGUUUGCGGACCAACUUGUACCUCAAAUCCUUUAACCACAGUGGAGUGGUACUUGGUUUUCACUUCUCUAUCAAUUGUCCUGUCUCAGCUUCCAAACCUGAAUUCAAUUGCAGGACUUUCACUCAUAGGGGCAGUCACAGCUAUAACUUACUCCACCAUGGUCUGGAUCCUCUCUGUAAGCCAACAAAGGCCUCCUUCAAUCUCCUACGAACCCCUAUCAUUGUCACAACCUUCUGCUUCUGUUUUUCUUGCCAUGAAUGCACUUGGAAUUAUAGCCUUUUCUUUCAGAGGCCACAAUUUGGCCCUGGAAAUUCAGUCCACAAUGCCUUCAACUUUUAAGCACCCGGCUCGUGUGCCAAUGUGGAAAGGAGCCAAGGUUGCUUAUUUCUUCAUUGCAAUGUGCCUCUUCCCAAUUGCUAUUGGUGGCUUUUGGGCCUAUGGAAACCAAAUGCCUCCUGGAGGGAUUCUGACUGCUUUGUAUGCAUUUCACAGUCAUGACAUCUCAAGAGGAAUCCUUGCCUUGACUUUCCUUCUUGUUGUGUUUAACUGCUUGAGCAGUUUCCAGAUAUACUCAAUGCCUGCUUUUGAUAGUUUUGAAGCUGGUUACACGAGUAGGACAAACCGUCCCUGCUCCAUAUGGGUGAGAUCAGGUUUUAGAGUGUUCUUUGGAUUUGUCUCCUUCUUCAUAGGAGUGGCGCUUCCCUUCCUCUCAAGUCUUGCUGGUUUGUUAGGAGGACUCACUCUCCCAGUCACUUUUGCAUAUCCUUGCUUCAUGUGGGUUCUCAUCAAACAGCCUCCAAAAUAUAGCUUCAAUUGGUACUUCAACUGGAUUCUGGGCUGGCUGGGGGUUUGUUUUAGCUUGGCGUUUUCCAUUGGAGGUAUUUGGAGCAUGGUGAAUGAUGGACUCAAACUAAAAUUCUUUAAACCCAGUUGAUUUUUCACUCAUAAGUCAAGCAAAUUACAUAAAUGCUGUUCUUCAGUCGUUUCCCGAUAGUCUAAUAUUUAGUACACUGUGGAAGAUUUUGGUUGUAUUUGUGAAAAAUAGUGGUAAGUGGAAAGCCAUUAACCAAGAGAAUGAUCCUUGUAUGUGCAAGUUUAUAGAAUAUUUCAUAUCUCCCUCUUGAUGUGUUUCUGUCAUAGCUUAUUUAUAUUGAGAAAUAUUUAAUGGUUUGCUCUUA
This is a messenger RNA of Vigna angularis (adzuki bean), 2185 nucleotides long. RefSeq names its product lysine histidine transporter-like 8. The coding region runs from base 388 to 1941 and encodes 517 amino acids. The record is from RefSeq and is a predicted model, not a curated record. The transcript has 5 exons. Gene Ontology annotation, cellular component: plasma membrane. Lineage: Eukaryota; Viridiplantae; Streptophyta; Magnoliopsida; Fabales; Fabaceae.